UAUAAAAUUAUAAUAGUUGGAGAUUCAAAUGUUGGCAAAACCUGUUUAGCAUGGCGAUUUUGUAGCGGACAAUUUCUGCAUAAAACUGCAGCAACAAUUGGUGUCGAUUUUCAAGAAAAAUCGAUGGAGUUAGAAGGUGAAAUAAUCAAGUUGCAAGUAUGGGAUACUGCAGGGCAAGAACGAUUUCGAAAGAGUAUGGUCCAACACUAUUAUCGUAACGUUCAAGCCGUAAUAUUUUGCUACGAUGUAACCAAAUUAGCCUCCUUUGAUGCUCUAGCAAUAUGGUUAGAAGAAUUCGAUCGCUACAGCACUACUAACAAUAUACCACGUAUAUUAGUUGGCAAUAAAUGUGAUUGUAAAAGUAAAAAGGUAGUAAGUUCUAAUAUGGCCAGAAAAUUUGCCGACGCUCAUAAUAUGCCAUUAUGGGAAACUUCAGCUAAAGAUGAUAAAGAACAAGACACCAUUCGCGCCAUUUUCCUUACAUUGGCCCAUAAAUUGAAAUAUCAACGACCCUUAAUG
Messenger RNA from Trichoplax adhaerens, 519 nucleotides. RefSeq lists its product as uncharacterized. Lineage: Eukaryota; Metazoa; Placozoa; Uniplacotomia; Trichoplacea; Trichoplacidae. The annotation marks the transcript as partial. Gene Ontology annotation, molecular function: GTP binding; GTPase activity. Gene Ontology annotation, biological process: Rab protein signal transduction. The transcript has 2 exons. Gene Ontology annotation, cellular component: endosome; Golgi apparatus. The record is from RefSeq and is a predicted model, not a curated record.